Mesitornis unicolor (brown roatelo) is the source of this 1592-nucleotide messenger RNA. RefSeq names its product neuron-specific protein family member 1 (gene NSG1). Lineage: Eukaryota; Metazoa; Chordata; Aves; Mesitornithiformes; Mesitornithidae. Bases 1 to 423 code for a protein of 140 amino acids. Gene Ontology annotation, molecular function: clathrin light chain binding. The record is from RefSeq and is a predicted model, not a curated record. Gene Ontology annotation, biological process: endosomal transport; G protein-coupled dopamine receptor signaling pathway; clathrin coat assembly. The transcript is spliced from 3 exons. Gene Ontology annotation, cellular component: endosome; membrane.
AUGGGAUGGACUGAUGGGGAAGGUCUAGCAGCUCUUGAUGGUAAGGCCUUCUCAGGAGCUGUUUACAUGGUAGUGCAGUUGUCAGAUCUGUACGUUUUGUUUUCUUUACAGGUAACUGUGCUGGUCCUUUUUGCCCUUGCGUUCUUAACAUGUGUUGUAUUUCUGGUAGUCUACAAGGUUUACAAGUAUGACCACACCUGUCCAGAAGGAUUUGUUUUCAAGAAUAAUCAAUGCAUUCCAGCUGGGUUGGAAAACUACUACUCUGAACAAGACUCCAGCGCUCGAGGGAAAUUUUACACAGUCAUAAACCACUACAAUCUGGCGAAGCAAACCAUCACCCGCUCGGUGUCCCCGUGGAUGACGGUGCUCUCCGAGGAGAAACUGUCGGAGCAGGAGACAGAAGCCGCGGAGAAAUCGGCUUAGUGCGAUACGCUAAUUAUUAACACUAUGUCAUUUGAAGGUAACUAAGGGACUUUAAGGAACUUUUCAUUAACUAUAAUUAUGGAUAAUUUAGAGGUUACUCAUGUUUAUGGUGCAAUUGCUUCUGUUUGCUGAUACUGCUUCGCAAAAAAACCCAACCAAAACAAAAACAAAAACUUGCUGCAGAACAUUCAUGGGCAUAAAGCCAGGUGCAUAUCAGCAUUGCUUUAGAGCUUUGACACCAUUUUCAAUGUUAAAAAAUUCCAAUGUUAGGUAUGUUCUUGCAGUUUAUUGGAUGCUGACAGAUUUCUUCACUGGAUUUUCAGGGCUUGGACCUGAGAUAAAUAAUGUGUUCUGUUGUCUGAACUGAUACUUCAUUGAUUUUUUUUAGUCUCUGUCAUUUUGCAAACUGAAACACCCCAGCCAUAACUAGGAGUGAUCUCUUGUUUAGCUGAAAGCUGUAUUUAAUACCUAGUCUUGGCUCAAGCAAGAGUGGUAGUCAGCAGUGGUGUCAAGGGCGUAAUGUAAUGACUUGUAUGGAGAAAGAAACUGUCGGGUAGGAUUUUUCUUACAUUUUCUUUACUGUUGUUUCUUUGUAAGUGAUAAUGAAGUUCUCUGCAACAACGCAUGCUCAAUGUUUUAUUAUUGCUGUCAACAGGAUUUAACUGCAUUUCCACUGUGGCUUUAGCAUCUUGGUAAGGAUGUGCACUGAAACACAAACUAGAUAGGCAUUGUGGAAAAACACAGACAGUUGUAGUGAUGGAUGUUGAGGACAGUGUGAAAAGUACACAGUUCAGGGUGUUUAAUGAGAAACGACAUCUUUCGGUCAUACGUUAGAGGCAGAAAGCCUAUGCACAGUAGAUGUAGUCCACUAUGUAAUUUGUUGGAUAUGAGAGAGGGAGUAAUGUGUCUGAAGUUUCUCUUCUAUUGCAUUAACAUUUUCCCUUCUUACUAAUUAGAAAGAGCUUUCAGUUUCUCUAUGGUUUGCAGUUGGCUACUUUUUAAAACAGAAUCACAAGGGGGGAUGUGGUAACACAACAGGGUGUUUGGAGCUACAUGGGAAACAAGAGUAGAACCAUUCAGGUAGGGCUUGGGAGGGGAAGAGGUGUAGGAGAAAAUGUGGGUGCACGGUCACGUUCCAUUGUAAUUACAAAUUUAUCUGUUCUUUGUGU